UAAUUUCGUUAUAUUUUGACACAUCCGUACUUUCUUCAAAAAGAUAUAUAAACUUCGAAAAGGUUACAAGUAACUUGAAUGAAGAAGAAAACACCUUUAUCACACUUCCUUCGUAUGUUGUCGUCUGAAUUGAAGAUACGACGCGAAAAAGAUUGAAUAAUAUAGUUUUUAGACACGCAAAGUCGAAUGAAACAGCACGGUUCUGUUUUUCUUCUUCUUCGUCGUGUAGGUUUCUGGAGGAUAAGAAGAAAUGGAGCUGUUUUUGUUUCUGGUAACAAUUUGUUUGAGUUUGGCUUUCUCCGGGAAAUGCAGUGAUGAUUAUAGCAGGAACGAUUUCCCGGAGGGGUUCGUCUUCGGAUCCGCAAUUUCGGCUUUUCAGUGGGAAGGAGCUAUUGCUGAAGACGGAAGAAUGCCUAGUAUAGUGGAUACAUUCGCUCACGCUGGUAAUGGAUCUAACGGAGAUAUAGCUUGUGAUGGGUAUCACAAAUAUAAGGUGUAGGAGGACGUAAGGCUGAUGUAUGACAUGGGUUUAGAUGCACUACGACUCUCCAUCUCGUGGUCGCGGCUUAUAUCAAGUGGAAGAGGUCCUGUGAAUUCAAAGGGUUUGCGUUUCUAUAAAAAUCUCAUACAAGAGCUCAAAACACAUGGAAUUGAACCGCAUGUUACAUUGCAUCACAAUGAUCUCCCUCAGGCUCUUGAGGAUGAAUACGGAGGAUGGAUCGACCGCAAAAUCAUUGGUGACUUCACGGCUUUUUCAGCCGUUUGCUUCAAAGAGUUUGGGAAUGCAGUGAAAUUCUGGUCAACAAUUAAUGAGCCCAAUAUAGUAGCAUGGGUAGGUUAUGACUUGGGAUCAGGCCCUCCUAGCCAUUGUUCUCCUCCAUUUGGGAUGGUCAACUGCUCCAAAGGAAACUCCUCCACUGAGCCAUAUAUUGCACUCCAUAACAUGUUGCUUGCACAUGCAUCUACCGCGAGAUUGUAUAAGCAAAAGUAUAAGCACAAGCAGAAUGGAUUUGUAGGUAUAACCUGUUUUGCAUUCUGGAUGGUUCCUUUUACUAGUUCUGAAGAGGACGAGAUGGCAACUCAGAGAGCCAAAGAUUUCUUACUAGGCUGGGUUUUGCAUCCGCUUGUGUUUGGGGACUAUCCUAAUGUCAUGAGGAGAAUCGUGGGCAAGAGAUUGCCAAAUUUUUCGAAAGAAGAAUCAUAUCUCGUUAAAGACUCAUCCGACUUCUUGGGACUCAUACACUACACAACAACGUACACAGCAGACUUAUCCAGUCCACGCCAAGGAGAUUAUGCUUCAGACAUGCAUGCAUCAAUAAUCCCCUUUGGGAAUUCUUCACUGGUCAAUGUCGAUUUGCUUCCAUGGGGUCUUGAAGGAUUGUUGGAAUACAUAAAGCAAAACUAUGCCAAUCCUCCUAUCUACAUUCUUGAAAACGGUAGACCUACCAACCACCAAUCAUCGCUUAACGAUGUGGGAAGAAUUGAAUACCUUCAUUCGUACAUCGCUGCUGUGCUUAAUUCAGUAAGGAAUGGGUCAGAGACAAGAGGCUACUUCCAAUGGUCCUUCAUGGAUUUGUUCGAGCUCAUGGAGCCCAAUUAUACAUAUGGAUUAUACUAUGUAAAUUUCAGCGAUCCGGAACGUAAAAGAUCUCCUAAAACCUCUGCUCUUUGGUAUUUUUGUUUUCUCAAUGGUAUGACCAAUUGUUCACAAGAGCUCUCGGCAUCUUCUUCUCCUGGUCUUUUUUCUGCUCAGUGAAACAGAAUUGACCGUGUAAUUUUAUAUUGUGUGUUUCAUUCGUUGGCAUUUUGCCUUGUAGUUUAAGUAUUCUUUGUGUUAAUCAUUUGCGUUUUUUAAUAUUAUAGGUUCAUAUA
Messenger RNA from Brassica napus (rape), 1872 nucleotides. Its product is annotated as beta-glucosidase 9-like. Gene Ontology annotation, molecular function: beta-glucosidase activity. The record is from RefSeq and is a predicted model, not a curated record. The transcript is spliced from 13 exons. NCBI's taxonomy places the organism in Eukaryota, Viridiplantae, Streptophyta, Magnoliopsida, Brassicales, Brassicaceae. Bases 515 to 1756 code for a protein of 413 amino acids. Gene Ontology annotation, biological process: carbohydrate metabolic process.